Saccharomyces kudriavzevii IFO 1802 is the source of this 528-nucleotide messenger RNA. It is a transcript of the gene MAK3, whose product is annotated as peptide alpha-N-acetyltransferase MAK3. NCBI's taxonomy places the organism in Eukaryota, Fungi, Ascomycota, Saccharomycetes, Saccharomycetales, Saccharomycetaceae. Gene Ontology annotation, molecular function: protein-N-terminal amino-acid acetyltransferase activity. The record is from RefSeq and is a predicted model, not a curated record. The transcript has a single exon. The coding region runs from base 1 to 528 and encodes 175 amino acids. Gene Ontology annotation, biological process: N-terminal peptidyl-methionine acetylation. Gene Ontology annotation, cellular component: NatC complex.
AUGGAAAUAGUGUACAAGCCAUUGGACAUACGCAACGAAGAACAGUUUGCCAGCAUCAAAAGACUAAUAGAUGCGGAUUUAUCAGAGCCAUACUCGAUAUACGUAUAUAGAUAUUUCUUGAACCAAUGGCCUGAAUUAACGUACAUUGCCGUGGAUAGCAAGAGUGUUACUCCCAAUGUACCCAUUGGGUGCAUUGUGUGUAAGAUGGACCCACACAGGAACGUCAGACAAAGAGGAUACAUAGGAAUGCUUGCCGUGGAAUCCACGUACCGCGGACAUGGCAUAGCGAAGAAGCUGGUCGAGAUCGCCAUCGACAAGAUGCAGAAGGCCCAUUGCGAUGAGAUCAUGCUGGAGACAGAGGUGGAAAAUGCGGCCGCUCUGAACCUGUAUGAAGGAAUGGGAUUCAUCAGGAUGAAGCGGAUGUUCCGCUACUACUUGAAUGAAGGGGACGCCUUCAAACUGAUUCUACCGUUGACUGAGAGAAGCUGUACCCGCUCAACGUUCCUGAUGCAUGGCCAAAUGGCCUAG